ACGUUCAGUUUUGCACCGUGAUGCGCGAAUAAUUCGACACCGUCGUUGCCCACCAGCCGUCGCCCGCCGCGUCGCGUAAACUCUCGCCCCGUUCCUCCAACGGUGCCAUGUUUGUUGUUUCUGUUUGUGACGUUUCAAAUUCGGUUUCUUGAGUGUGUAUGUGUGUGUGUCUGUGCGCGCUUAGGUGUGAGCAGGGAGAAGUGAGUGGAGGUAAUGGUGUGGUUCGGCAUUUGAUUUAAAAAGAUCCGACCUAGCAAAGCACUUGUGGGCAAAAGCGGGACGAACGGCGGACGAGCGAAAAAGAAGGCAGCAUAGAAUGGGUUUAAGUUGCAGGCUACUCCUGCCGAAGGAGUGGUGUGAGUGGUGAACCGAUUCCGGCAAAACGGCCGCUUCUCACAUAUUUCCAUCCCACCCCUCCCUCCUCCACCCCUUCCCCAUUCCUCGACGACUUCCUAUACUUAUGGCAGUUGCGAGAGGAAGGUGUGUGUCUGCCGUCCAAGAACACACCGAUCGGAUGACGAUGUCGGAAGGAAGUUUCCCUUUUGGAAGCGAUUGAUCGUGGUAGCAGCGGGAACAGCAGAGCAGGGCAGGGCAGGGCUGGUCGUGGCAUGCCAGGACGGGUUUGUAGGAGUAUGUGGGGAUGUGGCAAAACCUACACCAACAGCGGCGGCAUCAUCGGGCAUUAUCAAUGUGAGCGCAGAGAGCUCCAAAGCAGAAGCAAACGGGAAUGAAUUGGAGAAUAAUACGUGAAGGUGGAAUAAUGAGGUGCCUGAAGACGGCGUGAGCGGACCCGGGCCACUGCUGCGAAAAAGGAAUGGCCGAUAGUUGAGCGAACGAGACAAACGUCACCGUCAAGAAUCCGUGUGUUUAACGGAAAACGGAAAGAAUUCGUACGGCAGUGUAGCAGCAGUAGGCGGCUCACCGUAUGCGUGCGUGCCAGGUUGUGCGUGUAGGAACGGUCUGUUUGCAAGUGUGCGUGUGUGCUCGCUGAGAUAUGUGCGGUGGAUAUAAAAUCAAUAGUUUUUAUUUGUGCAAACAGGUAGUGUAACGUCGUGAUAAUUACAAUGUGAAUGCUUGCUGCUGUGCAACUUAUCGUCAAGAAAUAGUGCCACACAUUCAUCCGAUAAAGUUCAGUUUACAAAAUCGCACUCAUAGUUCUCUGUGCCUACGCGUGCUGUGUUGAUGUGGCGAGCAAACCGUUUUUCUUAUUGUUCAAUUUCGUGUGUCCCCGUCUGUUCAUGUACAUUGCUGGUGGAAACGUUUUACAAAAGUGCCCUGCUUAAAGUGGCACAUCUAAGAAAAGGGAAGCACUCAUUCACCAGUGAACAGCAGGAAUAAUUUAUAGUGACCGCAGUAAGCCCAAUGACAAACGCGUUCGACAAAGCUUAACCACACUUCCGGCGAAUAGUCAUCUAAGUGUACGGAUGGUAGCUAGUGGUAGCAACGAAAGUUUCUACAGAUCAAGCUCAGAGAGGAUUCUUCACGAUGGGGACCAUAUUUCUAUAAAAAACGAAAUGCAUCGAAUUUGAUCUCCACCAUCAUCAACGAUGUGCUUUGGUUUUGAAAUCAGCACUCGACGUGCGGAAAUCGUUCUACUGCAUUGGUGUGUCGUGUAGACCGGCAGCAGCAGCAUCCGUUGCACUGCAGUUGUACGACCUGGGGGCGAAUGUUCAUCUUGAGGUUGGAACUACAUCCUGCCACACGCCAGACUGCAUCCUCCCCACUCUUCCUCGCUGCCGGUUUACAGAGGGUGCUUAUUAAUUGCAAUCGUUUCGGAAUGUUCAUGUCCACGGCUUGAACGUCACAGCAGUGCAAAAGACACUAGCAUAAGGUGUUUCGUUUGGGGUUUGAAUGAGUAGCAGCAGGCCACGCAAAAGAAGCACCAUUAAGCAGCAGCAACGCAUACACUUACACAUUCCAGCGUUUCCUGGGACAACGACGAGUGUACAAUCGAAAACGGCGACAAGCUUUGCGCUAAAGCAAAGGCAAUUGACGGCAUUGCAUAUCAGUGUGUGAAUGAUCCUAAAGCGAGGAGGAUGGGUUUCGUCCUGAUAUGUGAGAAAGUGUACCGCUACACAGCUUGUAUGUGUAAAUGGUCAGAACAGGAGUAAUCUAUUCGAACGAGCACGUAGCCAACGAUUCGUACAAUACACAGACGGCCAUUUAUUUACCUUUUCAAGCGAUUCCACCCGAGUGCCUGAAAAUUGAUGCGAAUUAUGGCCUAAUGAACAAGAGUGAAGGAAAUGCAGAGGACACAAAAUUGAACUUGCACACCAACAGAUAAGCACCAUUAAAUUUGACGUAUAUUAUAUUCCUGCUUCCCAAACAAAAUGAAAAAGAUUCGCUCAUUUUUAUAAAACUAGACCUGUAACUACUACUCGUGUGCGUGGGAAAGAGCACAACAACACCAACAAAGGGAGAUAGAGAGAGAAAUCCAAGACUACAUGACACUGUCAAGGGCUGGCUAACGUAAUUACGAUCUCGAUUGUUACUACUAGCUAUCAGAAAAGGUUGCAGACCACACUGGCCAUCGGUCAGGUUGGUAAUAAAAGCUGAGUAGAAAUGAAGACGAAAUACAACGACAGCAGCGUAUUGCUUUGCCUGUCCACCUUUAUCCGUGCUCAGCGAUUGCAAUCUGGCAUUCAGUGCAUCCGGUGCAUGUGCAAUCAACCACCACGUACGGGUUCGGUGCUCUAGAAGCGACCAGUCAGUCGUGUGUCCUUCCGGUAUCCGCCGGGGCCGCCGUGCGCGAUUGUUGUGUGCCGUCAGUGACGCCAUGUACGUUAUCAACCCCUCGCCGGCAUCGCAAGAUCUACAACCGACCGCCAGCAGUUACGUUGCCGCGCGCCAUUCCGAAUCGAUUGAACUCGGGCAGCAGCAGCAGCACAAAGAAAUCCUCAGCCAAAUAUUGACAAAAUGCAACGCCGACAUGUCGGACCAGGUGGCCAAUUUUAGCUGCCCUGAUGAGAAGACUCCCCCGCGAUCUGCUGCAGUACCGGUCAAGGAAGAGGCAAAAUCUCCCGCGUCGUCGUCACCUGCUGCCACUCCGGCACCAUCGUCAUCACCGUGCUCUGAGGUCGGGAGCGGACACGGUGCAAAACCAACUCCGGCAGCGGCAGGUUCGUCACCGAAGGAAGCAAGCAGCACACCUGCUGCUGGCGAAGGAAAAACGGGGCGACGGACAGAUGGCGAAAUCCGGUCGCCACUUCCCACACUUAAGCGGAGCCCCUCGCUGGACGGAUCACCCCUCUCAAGUGCAAGCUCUUCCAAUGCAGCUUCCCUGUCGCCGUCGUCCUUGGACGGGCCAGCCAAAUCCACUCCACCGAAGUCCGAGCCGAUGGCCGAGCCGGUUCAAUCGCUUGCGGUGGCAUCGCCCGUCUCGUCCAACUUUUCCAGCGUGGUGCAUCCGAAAGAGCGAGCACUUAAGUCGAUCGCGGCAGCGGCCGCAUCCAAUGAACGGAAUAAUGCCACCAACGGCGGCAGCAGCAGCAGUACCAGCACUCCAGCAAAACCAGCCAGUAAAGCCGUCGGAGCGGUCAAUGCUGGCGGAAGAGCCGUGCUGAAUGGAACCGGCUCCUCCUCCGCUACUGCGACGGGCACGACGGCGCACGGUGGCAGGCUGCAGUUUUUCAAAGACGGAAAAUUCAUCCUGGAACUUGCCCGUGCACGAGAGGGUGAAAAAACCAGCUGGAUUUCGGUUCCGCGUAAAACCUAUUGGCCACCGACCGUUUCCUCUACCAGUGCCAACUUUCAUAAGCAUGAAAGUUCUACUUCACUCAGCUUUUCAGAUGACAACAGCUCCAUCCAGUCUUCGCCCUGGCAGCGGGAUCAUUGCUGGAAGCAGGCGAAUCCUCGUCCGAACAUUUCGAAGGAGCUUUCGCUUUACUACUUUCGCCCGCUAAAAGCACGUGGUCAUCUAACGCACGAUCGCCGGUCAUGGUGUCGGCGUAAACGACGCCGUCCUUACGACUCCCAUCUUCCACUGGAAAUUAAAUCAAAGCCUCAAGCGCAAAAAACAACAACAGUGGAAAAUGGAAAUGCCAAGAAGGAUGAUUCCGAUCACAAGGAGGCACAAUCGGCAACUGGGCAAGAAGAUGGUGAAACCACCGAGAAUCUUCGGGAUAAGUGCAAUGGCACUACACCGAUGGACACAUCUGAGAAGACAACGGCAGCGGGUGAAAACAAUGUAAAGAAGCGGAAAGGCACAAAGCAGGAUGGGCCCAUGGUGGAGGAUGAUGAUCACAAGCAAAGCAAUGGUCAUCAUCCACCAGCAAACGGGGGCACACAUUAUAGACCUCCCCGUUGCAAGCGUCCCGAGGGAAAGGAUCUAGCUUCAAUCAUUAAAACACUGGUCGAGCACCAGCAAACAAAGUCCAUCAACGCCCCGGGAGCUUCUGCUGGAGCAGGUACCGCAAUUGGCCCGUUUCGUCUCGGAACAAUACCAGAACGGGGGAACAGUACUAGCUCGACAAGUUUUCGCAGCUCUGUGUUUGCCAGUUCGGCCGCUUCGCAGCAUGUUUCUCCACGCAAAAGAAUCUUGCGGGAGCUGGAGAAGGUUUCACUGGACGAUGCUGGUAGCAGUGGCACGAGCAGCACCAAAAGAUCUCGUCCGAAGGCAGGGUCUGCUGCAGGUACGCCUGUCAUUGUGACGGCAACAACUGCAACGCCCCUGACGACACUGACCACGAAUGGUACGGGAAGUCCGCUGAAUGGUGGCGCCAGCAGUGGCAGUAAUAGCAGCAGCAACAGCAGCAGUAGUAACAGCAAAACAAACGGACACCUUAACGGUUCUGGAUCUAUUGCUAACGGUACAACCGGGGCCGGUGGAAAACAGCCAAUUAAUGGAGCUGGAAGUGGCAUAUCUCCUGUAACGAAUCCUGCUCCUCCAGUUCCGGCUCCUGUAUCAAGACCAUUUAGCAGUUAUAGCAUAACGUCACUGCUGGGGCACAACACAAGCAGUAGCGGUGAAACAUCGUCCUCUGCGAACUUCUCCCCCUCUGAUGCGAUGCAACGCAAAACGGACGUAUCGGUGGCGUCGGUCACAUCAACAGCUAGUCAUCAUCUCUAUCACCAUCCGCAGCAUCCACUGUCACCACACCACCAGUAUCAGGGAUCACUGUACUUGGGGAAGGAACCGUUAGCCGUUGGCUCCAAAUCUCCGAUAAUGGCGGAAUCCAUCAAUCACGCACAUUAUCAGGGCCAGCUUGGAUCUACUCGGUACGGAUAUGGCGCCAAGAAACGGUCCCCUAGCUACGGUGGAGGGAGUGGCACUGCAGCAUCUCCUGGGGCUACCUCCGGAGGGAGCAGCGUAGACCCGUGUGCUAAUACGAUCCGUUCCCCAGACCUAAGUCCUAGUCCUGAGCAUCAUCAUCAUCAGCAGCCGCAGCAUCAGCAUCAGCACCAACAGCAACAGCAGUCGCAUACAUCUGCGCAACAUUCACAUCAUGGGCUUCAUCAUACGCCGGGUUCUGCUUCAUCAGGCGGAUUUUCACGCUACCGACAGCACCCGUACGGUGGCAGCCCAAGUAGCUACUCGUCUGCACCUUCGUCUUCCCGUUUUUCCCCUUCACCGAGUACGAACGAUUCAGCGACCACACCACCAUAUUCUGGAUCUGGUGCAGCAACGGGAGGUGCACGAUCGGCAAUUUCCUACCGGCCUGGUUACCAGCUUGGUGGAAGCAGCAGUCAAGGACAUUCCCCUCCUACCAGCAAUGGGUCACCGCAGCAUUAUUCUCGCGCGUCACCAUUAAACUUUGGCCGUGGAACUCAACUGUCACCUCCGCCACCAUUGGGAUCGCAGCAUCAUAAUCGUACUGCCGGUACGUCCUCAUCGCCCCGUGCAUCUCCAAGUAGUGGUGGCGGUGGCGUAACAACGAGCCACGCUUCCACACCAACGUCUGCCAUGGCCUCGCUUACGACUGGCACGUCGCCAGGCUCUACCAUACGAACGGUUCCGAAAAAGACGGCCGCCUUACGACAGCCCUUUUCCGGUGGGCAUUCACCUUCUUCCUCCUCACCAUCGCGCGAGCGUUCCAACUCGAACGCUUCCAGCUCUUCACACAAAAAAGAUCUCCACCCAGAAGGGUCGGACUCGGUUGAUGGGGCUCCUUUAAACCACUACGGCACAACGCCCUCCUCGCCCGCCGGAGUAAUAAGACCGAACACGGUAAUCGCAUCGCCAACAGCGCACCAUCCUGUGCCGAAUGCUUUCUACCCCCUGUAUCAAGCCGCUCAGUUGGGCGCGCCCUCCUCAUCUUCUUUGAUGAAUGCUGCAGCCGUAGCCGCUGCUACAUCUUCCGUUCCAUUCCAUCCCGCGACACUUACGUACUACCAGCAAAUGUACACUGCGGCCACAAUGGCUGCAUAUCGCACGCCGCUUUGGAUGCACUACCCAGGGCUACCGGGGGUGGCACCGCACGGUCCACCGCACGGUCCACCGCACAUGAUACAACCGCAUCAUCAAGCCCCGCCACCUUCAUCCGUCGCGCCAAACAUCUCCUCAGCUGAUCGACGUCUUAUUGAUCGGAGUCCACCUACUCCACCACCACCGCCACCACAGCCCACAUCUGGAUCGUCAAUCACGGAUCCUGCAGAAUCGCAACGACUACAACAUUCCAUCCUAGCCACACCUAGCUCAACAGCAGCCCUCAACUAUAGCGUCACGGCGCUUUCCUCAUCCUCGCGCGAUAUCAUCAACGGUGGUAGUGCGUUUACGUCACCGAGUGGAUCGAGUUGGCCUACAGAUGCUGUCGGAUAUCAACAUCAUCCCGACCAUUCCGCUCGUUCGACUGCUGCAGUAUCGGGGAUAGCGUCGGCAACCGCCAAAGAUGAGACCAGCAAUGGUGAGUGCAAUGAAGGACUGCGAUCAUCAUACGUUCCAUUAAACCUGUCCAAACACUAGGAAAAAAUCAACAUCAGCCAAAGGCGAAUAACAAAUAGCAGCAGCAACAGCAGCAGCAGCAGCAGCAGCAGCAGCAGCAGAAGGUACAGCCGCAAGUGAUCUGAAUUCUUUUGUUGCGUAGAUCGUGCAAAAGAUCUGACGACUUCUUGUUCACUUGCUUAAGAAGCAAGAUGACCAAAACAUCAGUAGAAAACGGGCACAAGGACAACAAAGAAGGUGGGGCAUAUCACGUAAUGUUGGGUCCAAAAUGAAUGUAAUGGAGUCGCUGUGAUUAUUCAUUUUGUGGCAGGUAUUACCUACCGAUAAACUUUUGGUUAGGAAUGAAAGCAGCACGAGAAUCGCGAGCCACUAGUUUUAAGAAAACGGCAUAAAUUAUAACAGCAACUUUUCAGACAAACCUUAGGCUUGUCCUUAUUUUGUGCUACCGUACAGAAAGACUUAGCACCAUGCAUGGUAGAGCAUGGAGCAAGUGAAGAGAAAUAGAGAGAACAUUUUGUAAACAAAAAAAGAAACACUGGAAAGGAAUCAACUGCAUAGAGACAUACUAUUUUUGCUAAGUAACAUUUAAACGCCCGUGUUUGGUCGCUGGUGGGUGUGUGUGUGUGUAUGUUGGCAUACUCAAUCACAUGAAACAAAUAUCAUUGGGUUUGCAUGUACUGUCUAUUUUACGUGUAUAAUCAUAUUUGUUGUUUUGCAACAUUAAGAAAAACAACAAAACAAAGAGAAGGUAGGAACAAUGUAAACCGUUGGAAAAUGAGAAGUUUUUUUGGCUCAUUAUUUUGGCCAUGAAAAAGGUUUUUUUCCAUAAACUUGACCAGUUUUUCGCUUUAUUCAAUUUUAAAUAUAUUUAUCUUUGAAUGACUUGUUUCCUUAGUUGGAUAUUUUGUUUAUUGCUUUCGACAUAGACGUGUCUGAUAUUUAUAGCAAAUGGAGUCUCAUAGCUCCGUGGGUUUUGUGUCCUUGUACUUGUGUUGAAGUAUGCUCUGGAUAAUAAUUUAAAAAUUGGUCAGAUUCGAGUUUUAAUUAUUUAAAUCAAUAAUCUUGGCAAAGAUGACAAAUUGUGUCAUGUUUCAAUGUUCCAGCGUUGUUUCAAGCUAUACUUUAAUUUGCUCAGCGCAUCAUGUUCAAACGGCUAUUGAUGAUAUUGUAAUGGUCUGUCUAUAAAUGAUGUGAAACACUUUGCGCUAUGAAGGGCUUUUCCGGUGUAUAUGCAAUUGAUGUUAGUGAUACAUGUGUUUGAAGUGAGAGUAUAAACGAUAUUGCACAACAAAAGGUGAAUGAGAACGACAAGCUGGUUAAAGUGAAAGUGGUGCGCACACUUUUCCAUCAAGCAGUAGUUUUAUCAUGGUGAACUGGAAUCUCACGUAGCAAAUAACAAGAGCAAAAACGAAAUUGAGCGUAAUGAAAAUGAUUUUAUUUUAGUCUUGGACAGUGCGUGAGAAAACAUAACAAAAACUCUGCUAUGUGGGUAGAUGCUAUUGUUGUUAGACAUAUGAAACAAAAAUCAGAAAUGUAUUUUGUUCCAUGCUCCUUGUCUUUUGCUACAGACUGAAACAAAUAAAUUGUAGAAUAUUUAGCGUGUGCACUAUUUACACCAUACAAACGAGGAUUGGAAGAGAUAAAACAGCGCAUAUAGAGAGAUAUUCAUGAUACUAAAACAAAUAAAUACACACCCACAUACACAUACAGAAGAAACCAGAUAUCGAACAAAGAUAGAGGAAAUAUUUUUCGCUAUUUUUAUACAACCACUUUGAUGGGGGCGACAGUUUAUUAUAGAACUAUUUGCGAUUCAGAAACGAGUACAUUGAAUACUAUAUAUACAAAACUUUACAAACACAUUUAUAUACAAUCACGUGUCCAAAGUUUAAUAGAGAGAGAGGCAUUGAUAUGCUUAUUGUAUUGUCCUUAAGCGAAAGAGAAAUGUAAUCCCGGAGAUGAAGACAUUUUUUACGGCAUUAGAAUCGUCAAAAGUUUGAUAAACAAAUUUAACCUCUUGCAAACGUGAACAAUGAACAAAAUCUAGUAACAAAAACAUAUUGCGUGCCUUGGAAGAAAAUGAAAACAAAACAAACAAACAAACCAAC
This is a messenger RNA of Anopheles gambiae (African malaria mosquito), 8985 nucleotides long. It is a transcript of the gene H, whose product is annotated as protein hairless. The record is from RefSeq and is a predicted model, not a curated record. The transcript is spliced from 6 exons. NCBI's taxonomy places the organism in Eukaryota, Metazoa, Arthropoda, Insecta, Diptera, Culicidae. Bases 2777 to 6901 code for a protein of 1374 amino acids.